Molecule: messenger RNA, 1450 nt
Organism: Pimephales promelas (fathead minnow)
Lineage: Eukaryota; Metazoa; Chordata; Actinopteri; Cypriniformes; Leuciscidae
Gene: sirt5
Product: sirtuin 5
Cellular component (GO): nucleus
Molecular function (GO): protein-malonyllysine demalonylase activity; histone deacetylase activity, NAD-dependent; protein-succinyllysine desuccinylase activity
Source: RefSeq, a predicted model, not a curated record
ACACCAUGUGAUUGUGCAGACCAUAGACUGUGAUUUGUUGUCGCGUGGUUCGUGUUGUGCGUACAGUUCUACAAAGCCGAUGGGAGCGCACCCGUCUUCCUUUGGCUCAUAACAGGAACUAAAUGUAACAAGUACAGAUUUCAUAUUCUGCUCCUUUUCUAGUUCUACACAAUCUGUGUGACAGAAGGCAGCGCAACAUACGCAGGUAUGCUUUUUGAUUUUCUUGCUGUGCAGCGUGACAUUUAACCCUCAAUGAUUGUGCGGCAGUUGGUGUGUAGGGGUUUGACCUCUCACCUGUGUGCGGCAGUCAGACUGAACUUGAGAUCUCCAAAGAUGGCCAGACCAAGCUCAGAUUUAACACAAUUUCGUAAGGAGUUUGAUAAAGCAAAGCACAUUGCUAUCAUAACGGGGGCUGGAGUGAGUGCAGAGAGUGGCGUACCAACCUUUAGAGGACAGGGGGGGUACUGGAGGAAAUGGCAGGCACAGGAUUUGGCAACCCCUGAAGCUUUCUCUCGAGAUCCUUCUUUAGUGUGGGAAUUUUACCAUUACAGGCGUGAGGUAAUGCGCAGUAAGAUGCCAAACCCAGCACACCUGGCUAUAGCAGAGUGCGAGUCCCGUCUCAGCCAGCAGGGGCGCUCUGUUGUGAUCAUCACUCAGAACAUCGAUGAGCUGCACCAUCGCGCGGGUUCCAAACACGUCUAUGAGAUCCACGGUAGUCUAUUUAAAACUCGCUGCAUGAGCUGUGGAGAAGUCAAAGCCAACCACAAGAGUCCAAUCUGUCCUGCUCUGGAGGGGAAAGGAGAGCCUGACCCCAAUGCCAAGGAUGCCAGAAUACCAGUUGAGGACCUGCCCAGGUGUGAAAAGAGGGGCUGUAAUGGCUUGCUGAGGCCUCAUGUGGUUUGGUUCGGAGAGACUUUGGAUUCAGAUAUUCUCACCGCUGUGGAGGAGGAGCUGGAAAAGUGUGAUCUCUGUUUAGUGGUGGGCACCUCCUCCAUAGUUUACCCAGCGGCCAUGUUCGCUCCUCAGGUGGCGAGUAGAGGUGUGCCUGUAGCUGAAUUCAACAUGGAGUGCACACCUGCUACUAAGCGCUUUAAAUAUCACUUUGAGGGUCCUUGUGGCACCACACUGCCUCCCGCCCUCGAACGGCACGAGAGUGAGCCCAUUUAAGGAGAAAGAAGGCAUGACCCAUCCGUUCAUGCCCACUUUGACUGAGAGCACACGAACAGGGAUUGGUUCAUGCCUUCAUGUGAUUGGUUUUCCUAUGGCUUAUGUGCUCAACUAUGAAGAUUUACAGCAAAAUUUAGCCGAAUUUACAUUUUAAGUAAUGUAUUUGCUUGGCGUAUUUGGCAACAUAUUGUGAAAGUUGUGUGUUCACAACUGUUUAAAUAAAUAAUGUAUUAAUUUAAAAUUAAAUUACCAUAAAAUAAAGUGUUCUAUGGCUGAAGAUUGA